AUGGCUGAUGGUUGGACUGAUAAUCCACAUAGGUCAUUGAUAAAUUUUAUGCUGUAUUGUCCUAAGGGAGUUUGUUUUGUGAAAUCAGUUGAUGCUUCAGAUGUUGUGAAGGAUGCUGGGACGUUGUUGAAGAUGUUUGAAGAGAUAGCUUUAUGGAUUGGACCAAAUAGUAUUGUCCAUUUUGUCUCAAACAAUGGAUCCAAUUAUAAAGCUGCUGGAAGAAUGUUGUCUGAGAAAUAUCCGAGUAUUACUUGGUCGCCCUAUGCAGCACAUAGCAUAAAUUUGGUGUUAAAAGACAUAGCGGAGAUGGAUCACAUAGUUUAUCUUGCGAGACGUGCUUCUGAGGUGACAAAGUUUGUAUAUAAUCAUACAUUCUUGAUAGCUUGGUUGAGGAAAAGACAGGGUUGGAAAGAAAUUGCUCGUCUGGGCGCAACCCGUUUUGCUACAACUUUCAUUGCAAUGAGAAGUCUUCAUGAGCACAAACAUGACUUGCAAGCCAUGGUGACAGAUAAGUCAUUUGUCAACUCUCGAUAUGCAAAAAGUAAUAAAGGCAAACAGGCUAUUGACAUAAUUCUAGAUAACGAUUUUUGGAAUGAUAUGGAUAAGAUAUCCAAAGUUGUGAGGCCAUUGAUGCGCUUGUUGUGGAUUGUUGACUCCGAUGAGAUGCCUGCAAUAGGAUAUGUGCAUGAUGACAUGUACAGAGCGAAAAAUGCAAUUAAAAAGUUGUUUAAGAAUAAAAAGAGAUUGUACAAGCCUUAUACACGAAUCAUUAAACUAUGCUGGGAUAGGACGUUGCGCUGUGAUAUCUAUGCUGCGGCUUAUUAUUUGAAUCCUGCCUUUAAAUAUGACGAAACAUCUUUUUGCUCCAAGCCAGAAGUCAUGAGUGGUUUCCUUGAUCCUAUUGAUAGUAAAGCAAGUGCGUUCAAUUUGAACAAGACAAGGUUAAUGGAAGAGAGUAGAUUAUAUUCAAACCAGGAGGAAAACUUUUCUCGUGGGCUUGCUCUUGAAACCGCCAAAACCACACGUCUUGAUAAUGGUGAUGGUUAUGAUAAUGGUGAUUAUGAUGAUGAAUUUUGA
Messenger RNA from Pistacia vera, 1077 nucleotides. RefSeq lists its product as uncharacterized. Bases 1 to 1077 code for a protein of 358 amino acids. The record is from RefSeq and is a predicted model, not a curated record. The transcript is spliced from 3 exons. NCBI's taxonomy places the organism in Eukaryota, Viridiplantae, Streptophyta, Magnoliopsida, Sapindales, Anacardiaceae.